ACAUUUCAAAAGAAAAUGAAAACCAGAAAGCUAAUCAAUUGGGUCAAAUGCUGCCUCCUACUGCAGCUGCUGAUCCUGUUGUUAAGUCAGCAGGCUCAAGGCAGGCGUUCCAACGCACAGCUGAAACGUCUGCAAGUGCAGUCACCCGCCCGAAUGCUAAAGGAAUAUACAACGCAGACCACACUCAAUGGCAGCUCCGUGGAGCAGCUGGAGGAGGAGAGCAUUGUGUCCUGGACCGGCGCACGCAUACAGCACGCACGCAAGUCGAGCUCAACUCGUGGACAAAAUCCGCGUCGGCGUAAAACCAAAAGUGGCCUGCUAAUUGAAAGUAACAUCAGCGCUGAGCCGACCGACCAGGCAGCUGCUUCCUCCGAGAUCAAUGCCAGCAGCAGCACUAGAACGGGCAAGAAAUCCAAACAGCGUGGACGCAACGGACGCCUCCAAAGAACGGACAGCAAAUCGAAUGCCAAUGAUUUGCGCCUGCGCAACACUCAACAGGCAGACGAGGCGGUCAAUUUCGCUGGGCUUUUCCCGCCGCUCUUCAAUGUCGCGCCCCGCGCCACAAUUACAGUGAACGCGACCUGUGGCCAAAAUGGAGCCGAGGAAUAUUGUAAAAUGGUGGAUGCGUUUCCGCAUCGUUCCAAAUACUGCGGCACCUGUAAUGCUUACAGCUCCGAUCGUGCCAAGCAGCGACCAAUUGAAUCGCUCAUUUCGCCCAGCGCCAGCUACGAGGAGAGCUGGUGGCAAUCGCCGACACUGCAGGGUGGCCGUCAGUUUGAGUAUGUGACAAUCACCUUGGAUCUGAAACAGACCUAUCAAAUUUUUUUCGUCAUGCUGAAAUCGGCGAACUCACCGCGUCCCGCUUCCUGGAUUUUGGAGAAAUCAAUCGAUGGCAUCAAAUACGAGCCCUGGCAAUACUUUGGCUUAAGCGAUGCGGACUGUAAGCGACGCUACAAUCUGUCCGGCCGUAAUGGCAAAUAUAUAUUCAAAAACGACACCGAAGUCAUAUGCUCAACGCAGUACUCAAAGCCGCUGCCGCUGGAGAAUGGGGAGCUGCACGUGUCCCUGUUGAAGAAUCGACCUGGCGCACAGGAGCAGACGCCGGAGCUGAUGCAGUUCAUCAGAGCGCGUUUUAUGCGCAUACGAUUGCAGGGUAUGCACUCCACAGCGAAUCUGGACAACAGCGUCGAUUGGGUGCUCGACUCGCAGUCGCUGGAGAAGCGCAGUUUCUACAGCCUCAAGCAGCUGCGUGUCAGCGCCCGCCUCGACUGUCACGGGCACGCGAAUCGCACCCAGGAUGUGCCAGGCAGCUCCAUGCUGCAGUGCAUCUGCCAGCACAAUGCGUGCGGCAUGCAGUGCGAGGAGUGCUGUCCACUGUUCCAGGAUCGUGCCUGGACGCCCGGCGGAGAAUGCGAGAUUUGCCAGUGUAAUGGUCAUGCGCACAGCUGCAGCUACGAUGCGUUUCUGGAGCGUGGCAUUUGUCAGAAUUGUGGCAACAAUACGGCGGGCAAUGAGUGUGAAUUCUGUUCCGGCGGUUUCUAUAGACCCUUCGAUGCGCCUCCCACUGAACCCUGUUUGCCCUGCGCCUGCAAUCCGCAGCGCUCGACGGGCAGCUGCGCGCCUUUGGGUGGCGCUUGUCAUUGUCUAGACGGUUUUCAGGGUGACCACUGCGAGGAGUGCGCCCCGAAUCACUAUGGCGACGAUUGUCGGCGCUGCGAAUGCGAUUUGCGCGGCACUGUGGCGGGCAGCGCCUGCGCUGGCAGUUGCCAGUGCAAGGCUCAUGUGCAGGGCGACACUUGCGGUGAGUGCGCCACGGGCCACUUCGACUUGACCGAGCAGAAUCCGGAGGGCUGCAGUCGCUGCUGGUGCUCGCACGUGUCGGACACUUGCCACAGCGCCAAGCUGCAAACGUUGGCCUUUGAGACGCUGAACGAUUGGCGGUUGACGGACAUACAGCGGGCACAGGCCAUCGCUGUGGCCAUGGAUGCGGAACAUAAGCGUCUGAUCUUUGGCAACGAGCUGGACGAGGUGGAGGCGAUUUACUGGCAGGCGCCGUUGGGCUAUCUGGGCAAUCGAUUGACCAGCUACGGCGCCCGGCUGCAGCUGCAGUUGUCCUGGGUGGUAAUGCGCGGCGAUACUUCAGGCAAACCCACCACAGGUCCAAAUGUUAUUCUAUGCGGCAAGAAUGGCCUGAAAAUAGCCUAUGCGGAUGAGUCCUACGACAGUCUGGAGCUGGCGCUGAAUGUUACAUUGACGGAACAAGGCUGGUAUCAUGUGCCGCCAGCGGUGAAGGAUAUCAAGACUAGACUGAGACGCACCGAGGGUGGCGACUAUCAUGGCGAUGUGGUGACCAGAUCACAGUUUCUCUCCGUGCUCGUCUCGCUGGAUGCGUUGCUCAUACGCGCCGCCUAUCACACAGAUCAGGUGGAGACUUCCCUGGAACAUGCCAUUAUCUAUUCGGGUGGUGUGGAGCUGGGCGGUAGGGCCACAACGCAGGUGGAGCAGUGCAUUUGUCCAGCUGGCUAUACGGGAUUGUCCUGCGAGGGCUGCGCCUUUGGCUAUAAACGCAUCUAUGAGAACUCUACGGAUCAUCAGCUGCUUGGCAAAUGCAUACCCUGUCCGUGCAAUGGACACUCGAACUCUUGUGAUCUGCAGAGCGGCAAUUGUGGCGAUUGCAUGCACAAUACAUAUGGAGAGCGCUGCGAGCGUUGCCAGCUCGGAUUCUAUGGCAAUCCGCUGCAGGGCACGCCCCACGACUGCAAACGCUGCGCCUGCCCACUGCCGGAGGAGUCCAACAAUUUCUCGCCCAGCUGCCAGCUAAAGAGCUACAACUAUAUGGAUCUGAAUCCGCAAUUCGAGCUGAUCGAGCAUGCGGAAUACAUAUGCACCCAGUGCCCGGAGGGCUAUACGGGCGACCAUUGUCAGGUGUGCGACGAUGGCUACUACGGCAAUCCUCUGGAGUUGGGCAGCAGUUGUCAGCGCUGCGAUUGCGAGGGUGGUCCGUGCAAUGUCACCACCGGCGCCUGCAUCACCUGCUAUGGCAAUACGGAGGGCUGGCGCUGUGAACGGUGCAAAUUGGGCUACUGGGGUGAUCCGGCCGUCGGCUGUGAGCCCUGCAACUGCUCUGCCGAGGGCUCGGAGAGCGGCCUCUGCGACAGCGCCGACGGGCAGUGCCUGUGCCGGCCCAGAUUUGCGGGACAAAAGUGCAAUGAAUGCGACAUUGGCUAUGCCCAUAUCGAGCUGCAGUGCCUGCCCUGCAAUUGUGAUGCACUGGGCGCCGCUGUGCUGGACAACUGCAAUGCCAGCACCGGGCAAUGCGAAUGCAAAAUGGGCGUCAUGGGCAUCAAGUGUUCUGAGUGCCAGGAUGGUUAUUUUGGCAUGAAUGUGAAUGCCGAACAGCUCGAAGAUUUGGCUGCACUGCGCCAGGCCGAAAACGAUGCCGACUGGGAGCUGAUAAGCGACACUGACGAUGAGCUCGAAGCUAUGGCCUGUGAGGAUUGCCAAUGCAGUCCGGUUGGCUCCCUGUCUACGGCUUGCGACAAACGUUCGGGCCAAUGCUCCUGCCUGCUGAAUGUGGCGGGUCGUCGGUGCGACAAGUGCAAGGCGGGUCACUGGAAUCUGACGCAGGGCGUGGGCUGUCACGACUGCCAAUGCGAUCCGCACGGCGCACGCAGUCACGAGUGCAAUCCGUGGACGGGUCAAUGUGACUGCAAAAUUGGCGUCGGCGGGCGGCAUUGCAACGAGUGCACCGAGGGCUUCUUUGGCUUCAGCACAGAGGGCUGCCAGCGCUGUGCCGCAUGCGCGGCAGAGGGUCAAGUCUGUGAUCCGCUCAACGGUCGCUGCAUUUGCCCGAAAUUCACGCGCGGCUUGGGCUGCGCUCAGUGCGUGCCCGGCACCUGGGGCUGGCAGGCGCGUCUGGGCUGUCGUGAGUGCGAAUGCGAUCACAUUGGCUCCAUUGGCCAGCAGUGCGCCGCAGUCGGAGGUCAGUGCCAGUGCCGUGAGGGCUACGCGGGCCGCAACUGCAACAGCUGCGCCAUUGGCUACUUUGGCUAUCCCGAGUGCCGACGCUGCGGCUGCGAUGUGGCGGGCUCCUUUACGCGCGCCGAUGGCCUCAUAGCCUGCGACUCGAAUGGCCAGUGCCCGUGCAAAUCGCUCGUGGUGGGUCUCAAGUGCGAUACGUGCAUGCAGAGCACAUUCGGUUUGUCCGCCCUUAAUCCCGAGGGCUGCACCCGCUGCUUUUGCUUUGGACGCGCCGCCGAGUGUGAGCAGAGCGAACUCUCCUGGGGCCACAUACGCAUGCCGGAGUCGCGCAAUCUCAGCGUGCAACAGCUGCGGCCGCAGCAUGUCACCAGCGGUGACUACGAGUACAUUGUGGUGGUGCAGAUGGCGGGCAGCGUCUCCUAUCGCGAGGAUGCCGAAAUCCAGCGCAUGAACGAUCUCAGCCUGGUGCCGCGCUCCACGGGCAACGUAUCGAUCGGCGCCUAUGCCCAGUUCUAUCAGCCGCUCUACUUCCAGCUGCCGCCCCAGUUCUAUGGCGAUCGCACCACCAGCUACGGCGGCUAUCUAUACUUUUCGCUGCUAACCGAGGGCGCUCACACGCCGCUGGAGCGGAAGGUGCUGGCGCAGUAUCCGCUGGUGCAGCUGCAUGCGCACGCCAAGCUGGUGUUGGACUUUUACGAGUACGAGGAAUAUGAGUAUUCGCUGAAUGUGACGCAUCGUGUGCCGCUGCAUGAAUCCUAUUGGAAAUAUCAUCACAAUAGCCAGGCGGUGAAUCGGGGCACCUUGAUGGCGGCGCUGCAGAAUGUGCGUCACAUAUUUCUGCGCGCUUUCGCGUUUGCCGAUUUUCAGCAAGUUGUCCUACAUAAUGUGCACAUGGAUGCUGCCAUAUAUGUACAGGGCUCCACUAACCUCAUAGCCAAGGGCGUGGAGCGCUGCAAGUGCCCCAAACGUUUCGAUGGGCUGUCCUGCCAGGACCCGGGACGCUCGUUUUAUCGCUGGCGCAACACAAGCGACGUGGAAAGUGUUUUUAUUGAGGAUCUAAUUGGACGAGCAGCGCCGUGUCACUGCAAUGGACGCAGCAAUGAUUGCGAUCGCGAAACCGGCGUUUGUUUGAAUUGUCGCGAGAACAGCGGCGGCGCACACUGCCAGCAAUGCGCCGAGGGCUACUACGGCGAUCCCAAUUCACGGCACGGCUGCCAGGCCUGCCCUUGUCCGGAGACCAAUCGCAACUUUGCGCGCGGCUGCAAUGUGUGGGAGGGCGAGGUGAGCUGCGUCUGCAAGCCCGGCUACACGGGACGCCUAUGCGAACGCUGUCGCCUUGGUUUCUUUGGCAAUCCGAUGCAAUAUCCCAAUAGCAGCUGCCAGGCAUGCAAUUGCCAUGCUGAUGGCAUACGCGCCGAGGGCUGUGAUGCGGAGACGGGUCAGUGCUAUUGCCGCGAAGGCGUCACGGGUCUGAAGUGCAAUAAGUGCGUGGCGCAGCGGCAGCAUUUGCACGAAAGCGGUUGCACGCUCUGCGACAAUUGCACGCUGCUGCUGCUGGACUAUGUGGAGCUGGUGGGGCAUAAGCUGCGCCGUGGCCUGCAUAACAUGGAUCUGACGGGCAUACCGGCUCCCUAUCUAAAGCUUAGCGAAUACGAGCGCGCCUAUGAUAAAUGGCGCGGCCAUCAGCAGGAUUAUAGCCAGGCCAGGCAGAUGCUCCUCGGGUACGAUACGGCAGCUCUUCUCAAACUGGACGCACAUGCAGAGAAUGGCAAAUUUCAGUCGCGCAAGGCGCUGGCCACCAUUGGCAAACGCCAGCUGGCGCUGCAGUCCAUGCAGGACGCGGCUCUUGCACUGCAACAGGAUGUGCGCACUCUACACGCUGGGUUGAUGCAAACGCUGUACGAUUUACGAAACUAUGGCCUGGGUGCACAGCAUCUGAGUCUGCCGACGGCGCUGCAGCAGGCGCGCUUCUAUCUGCAGGCUAUACAACAGCAUCAUCAGCUGGUGCAGGACAUACGCAGCACCAGCGACUGCGCCUGGCAACAGUUCUAUGUCACGGGCAAUUCCUCUGAUGCGGCAUACGAUCAGCGUGCACGUCUCGAGAUGCUCUGGCGUGAUCUUAACCAAACCAAUUAUCGCGUGGCGGACAUGCGGCUGCACAUCGAUCGCACCCAGGAUGUGGAGAGCGAGGCGGACGAUGUGCUCGAACAUGUGCGCAAUCUAAGCGCUCAUGUUGCCGAACAGUAUCAGGAACUGGAGGAACUGGGCGGGCGCAUCGAACGGCAGCUUAAUCAGAGUCACACGGCGCGUGGCGAGCAAAUGCUGCAAACAGCCAGGGAGCAGCAAAUGCAGCUAAAUGAGCAGCGGAAGCAGCUGUCCGCCGUGACUGCGCUGCUGAACGAAACGCUCGUGGAUCAGGCAGAACUGCAGCGGGAGGUGCGCAAACACUGGCUUCCCAAGGCGGAGAAGCAUGCGGCACGCCUGCUCGAGCGCUCCAAUGAGUAUGCCAGGCAAUUUCAGCCCACAAGAAAUGCGGCACGCAUUGCCAUGCUGGCCAGCUCGGCACACAGCAAUAUUUCCACAGCCAUUGCGGGUGCACGCCAGGCAUCACUGCUGUCCAAUGAACGCGUCCAUGAGGCACAACGCACGCUUUAUCCCAGCGAUGGCAGCUCAAUGAUUGAGCGUGCCAAGCACUCGCUGCAACGCUCCAAGCAGUUGCAACGCGAGGCACUGCAGCAAAUGCAAAAAUCCACUGUGCUCAAGGGUAAGCUGCAGCAACAGGAGCAACAAGUGGAGGGCAUCAAACGCACCAUCUUUGAGACGGGACAACGCAGCAAUAACAUCACCAGCCAGCUGCAAUUGCUGACGAACAGCUCGGCGCGUCGUCAUGCCCAGGAAAGCAUGGAGCUGGCGCAAAGGACAAGCGAGGAGAUGCAUGCGGAGCUGCGCAAGGCACGCGAGAUGCAGCAAUCCAUACAGCAUAUGCGCAAAUCAUUUGCCAUGCUGGAGCCAGACUGGGAGAUCAAGCUGGGCAUGGCCGAGGAGAACAUUUCGCUAACCAAGACAAAUUUGCGUUUCGCCAACGUUUCGCUCAACUAUGUGGAGCAGCAGGCCGCCAAGGAACAGCAGGUGUUUGAGAUCUGGAACAAUAGCAUGGCCCAGCAGCUUCAGCAGCUAAGAGAUCAAAUAGCCAAGGCCAGGCAUGCAGCGGAAGCGAUUGACGUCUCGCUGGAAUCGCUGGGUCCCAAAUGCAGUCGCACCUAUUUGCCCGUUUCUUAUGGCCUGAGCACAUCCAAUUCCCUGCGCUUGAGCUUUGCCCUGUCCAAUCACAUGGGCAACUCGCCUUUGCUGCAUGUCCAGGGCAGCGAGGGCCGACACAUCACGCUGGAGCUGUACAAGCGGCGGGUGCGUCUGGUUUGGUAUUUGGGCGGCAGCACAGCGACCAUAACACAUCCGCUUGAGGUGCAGACCCGCGAUCCCAAGUACGAUGAUGCCUGGUAUCAGGUGGAGGCGAAUCGCACGCUCAAUUUGGGCAGCCUGCUGGUGCGCCGCAUGAAUAACUUUGGCGCCUUAAUGCCGGGUUCGCCAGUCACGGGCUCCACGGAUGCCGAGCACACGCGUUUCUAUCAAACGCACGACGAGCGCAUUUUGCUGGGCGGCCAUGCGGCCAAGGAGCAAACUCCAGGUCUAAAUGUGGUCGUGCAUCAGGUAGAGGUGGACAAUAAGCCGUUGGGUUUGUGGAAUUUUAUAGGCAGCGAGGGUCGCUGCGGUGGUGCCAUGAUUGGCGCCCGGGAAUCAUCCUCCUCCUCCGUGGCGCGUCAUUUCAAUGGCCUGGGCUAUGCGCAGCUUAAGAAGACGCGUCCGCGUCCCUAUCGCAAGAAUCUAUUUGCGUUGCAGAUGACCUUCCGCACACUGGACGAGAAUGCCUUGCUCUUUCUGGCGGUUGAUGACAAGAACAACCGCUCCGUAUCGGUCACAUUGAGUCGCGGUCGCAUCAUGUUCCGCAUUGACUAUGGCGACGAGUCCAAGCUGGAGAUUAAUACAACCAAAAAGUACAACACAGGGCAGUGGAUCAAAAUCGAGGCGGCCAGAGAGUUCUCGACACGACGCAGCACGGAGAAUGGUAUGCUGCGCGUAAACAACGAUCGUGCCAUCUCCGGUGCCCCCACAUUGCCUGUGAAGAGUCACAUGCUGCCGGAUCUGUCCAAGGCGGUGUAUUAUCUGGGAGGCGUGCCACCAGGCUUCACAUCUGGCACAACCAAAGCGCCUGGUGCCGACAAUCCUUUCCUUGGCUGCAUGAUGGAUGUGCAGGUGAAUGGCGAGACUUACGAUCCGCUCGAGAGUUCCACAUACUUUGGCGUGGAGUCCUCCUGCAAGGACAUGAUUACAAAAGCUGGCUUUUCCGGCAAUGGUUAUCUGGAGCUGCCAUCGCAGUCGCUGCGGAAACGCGCCAAUACUGGCCUUGUCUUCCGCACACUCCAAGCCGAUUGUUUGCUGCUGUUGGCUGCCUAUCCGCCAGAAGUGCUGGCCGACUACGAUGACAAAGAUAUUAAGGGCAACUAUUCGAUGAGUCUGGUCGAUGGUCAGCUGCAGGUGUGGAUUAAUUCGGGACGCAGCUUCAUCAAAAUGUUCUCCAAUGCAAGUCAGCUGAACGAUGGCGAACUGCAUGUCAUCAAUCUUAUUAAGACUGGGCGCCGCCUGGAGCUGAUGGUGGACGAUGAACUGCAGGAGGUGCGCAGCCUGACGGGCACACCCUCACUUGUCAGCCUGCCACAGGAUGCUGGGGGGCUGUAUAUAGGCGGCGCACCACCCCAUGAAAUUUACACUCCCUUGGCGCCCACAUUUGUGAAGCUCGAGGGCGCUGUGCGGGAUGUGGUGUUCAAUAAUCGUACGAUUAAUUUUAAUGAUGCUUUGACCUUUGCCAAUGUGCAGAUUGGACGCAAUGGUCCGGUCAUGGGCAGCCCCAAGGGCGCCCUCUACGAUGUGCUGCUCAAGACGGAGCCGAUGAUUGGCAAGAGUUUUACCGCCUCGCCGGAAGGCUGCAAGCGGAUUGGCAGCUACUCCUACGAACCGAAUGCCUUCAAGUUUGGCGACGAGCUUUAUAGCUAUGCGCAGCUUAAGCUGCCGGAGCGUCACUUCUGGCAGCGCAACUUUCAGCUGAGCUUUGAUUUUCGCUCCUUCUAUCCCAAUGGCAUGCUCUAUUUGUCGCCGGGCAGCAAGGAGAAGCCAAAGCACUAUGUGGCCCUGCUCCUGAAGGAUGGCCAACUGGUGUUAAUUGUGCGCGGACGACGGCGCGAGGAACUGCUGUUGACAGCCAAACUAAACGAUGGUGAAUGGCAUCGUGUGACUAUCAGUUGCCAUGAGCGCAAGGUCACCCUGAGCGUAGAGAUUGGACGUACGGAUCAAAAGACGUCGGCACAAAUGAAGGUGCCCAAGAAAAUAGGCGCCUCACAACUGCUGCUGGUCGGUGGCCUGCCACAGGCUCCAGUCAAGGUGCCCUCGGAGCUGUACAUGCGACUGGAGGCCUUCAAGGGCUGUCUGCGUCGCGUGAACAUUAACAAUAGCACACAGGAUCUGGCACGUCCGGGCAAGCACGCAAAUGUGGGUCAAUGUUUUCCAACCGUCGAGCGCGGCAGCUACUUCCCAGGCGAUGCCUAUGCCAUAUACAAAAAAAACUUUCAUGUGGCCAAAUAUCUGGAACUGGAAAUGGAAUUUCGGACCUCUGAGCUCUCCGGCAUAUUGCUGAGCGUUUCCGAGCCAAGCGGUUUUCCCGCACUUUCACUGGAGCUCAGCAAUGGCAAUAUCGUUUUCUCUUGUGACCUGGGCGAUGGUGUGCCAUUCCGUGUGGAGGCCACGCUGCCGGGCAAAUAUGCGCUCUGCGACAACAAAUGGCAUAAUAUAUCCGCGCUCUAUGAUGGCGAGCAAAUUGCGCUUAGGAUUGAUCAGCUGCCUGCCACGAUCAGCAUGUCAAAUCAACGCAAUGUGGGCAAAGUGCAAACACGUUCGCCCCUCUACAUUGGCGGUCUGCCAGAUGUUGCACCCAGCGGCUGUUUGCUGGCGCGCGAUAAUUUCAAGGGCUGCAUACGCAAUGUUUCUAUACGCAAUGAGAGACGCGAUUGGAUCGAUAUGGAUGAUCUGCACAAUGUGCUGCUCAGCGAAUGUCUUGUGUCCAGCGAUGAGUAGCUACUGAUUGCCGGGAUGUUUUCUCUGGUUCCUGUUUGAUGAUGCCACACCAAAACUUUUUCCAAAUGUAUUGUGAUCAAUUAUGAGUUUUAUUUAAGCCAUAGACUUAGACAACGUCCAGUUAUAGUUGCAUAUCCACUGCCAUAUAAGUAAUAUUUACAUAGCUAUACGUUUCGGCUUGUACACGCACAAGUUUUCAUUGCCAGUGACUGCAUUUUAAUUAUAUUAUUAACUAGGCCCCGCAAAUUUUUAAUUUAUUUUAUCUUUUAAUUUAUUAUGUUUUAUUUUAAAGAGGCUUUAAGUUUGCAAAUCGAUUUUAUUUCAAAUUUAAUUUUAACACACAAACUAUGUACUUGUUUAUGAAUCUCCCAUUUGUACAGUACUUAUGCAUAUAACUAUUUAUAAAGUAAGUAU
Drosophila montana is the source of this 10578-nucleotide messenger RNA. RefSeq names its product wing blister (gene wb). The coding region runs from base 16 to 10164 and encodes 3382 amino acids. Gene Ontology annotation, biological process: tissue development; animal organ morphogenesis. The transcript has 18 exons. The record is from RefSeq and is a predicted model, not a curated record. NCBI's taxonomy places the organism in Eukaryota, Metazoa, Arthropoda, Insecta, Diptera, Drosophilidae.